Cololabis saira (Pacific saury) is the source of this 3147-nucleotide messenger RNA. Its product is annotated as B-cadherin-like. Gene Ontology annotation, biological process: adherens junction organization; multicellular organism development; cell morphogenesis. Lineage: Eukaryota; Metazoa; Chordata; Actinopteri; Beloniformes; Belonidae. Bases 246 to 2705 code for a protein of 819 amino acids. The transcript has 15 exons. Gene Ontology annotation, cellular component: cytoplasm; catenin complex; adherens junction. The record is from RefSeq and is a predicted model, not a curated record. Gene Ontology annotation, molecular function: calcium ion binding; cadherin binding.
CCAAACAGCAGUUUGUCUGAAUGGUUUCAAGGUGAAACAGUGAACACGGCAGCAGCCUGUGGCUUUGGAAAAGGGAUUCAUUAAUAUGAAGAAUGAGGAACUCUGAAGAUGUAACAACUCUCCAUAUGGAGGUUCAGUAAUCACCACAAACUUGCCAGUUUCUCUCUGGAUCAAGUCCUGUCUCCAGUCCAGGCGGUUGCUGUGGUGACGGAGGACUGGUCUGCCGGGUUUUUGAGCUGGGAGACAUGACGGGGGACAGCGGGAGCUUGACAGUGAUCUUCAUGCUUUGCCAAGUCAACAGUUUGGCGUCUCUAGCUGCUGCUGGAUGGAUACAACCACACUGCUCUCACAACAACGGCACAAAUGAAAAACUCUCAAAGCAGAACAAUCACGAGAACAUCUCUGAUGGCCUUCAGCUGCUUCCCAUCAUUGAGCUUCCACAUAUGUCUGGCGGUUGGAGAAGGAUAAAGAGGGAGUGGGUUAUUCCACCCAUAAACUUUCCAGAAAAUGAAAGGGGUACAUACCCUAAACGUGUGGUAAAGCUCCAGUCCAGUAAGAACCAAAAGGUGGCCAUCACCUACGAGAUCAGUGGCUCAGGUGCAGAUCAACCCCCUGAGGGCAUUUUUAUGGUUGACGGGCGAUCUGGUGUGAUGUAUGUGACCCAGCCUCUGGACAGGGAGAAAAGACCCAAAUACAAACUGUGGGCCCACGCGCUGAGUGAGGGGGUCAAAGUGGAGGAGCCCAUGGAGCUGGUAAUCAAUAUCAUAGACCAGAAUGACAAUCCUCCAGAGUUCACGCAGAAUCUGUUCACUGGGAAAGUGAAGGAAAGCGCUGAUGUUGAUGAGCCUAUCGUUAAAGUAACAGCCGUGGAUAAGGAUGAUGCAGAGACGGAGAAUGCCAUUAUUAGGUUUAAAAUAAAAGCUCAGAUGCCUCAAACACCUGCAGAAGACAUGUUUGCCGUAAACCCAGUGAGUGGAGUGAUUAGUCUGAAGACGGGUGGACUGGACAGAGAAACUCAACCUGAGUACCGGCUGAUCAUAGAGGCUGCUGACAUGGAGGGGAAAGGGUUAACAGCCACCUGCACUGUUGUGAUUAUCAUUACUGACUGCAACGAUAAUGCUCCACAAUUCACUAUGACAACUAUUUCUGCAUCCGUGCCUGAAAAUGAGGCCGGAGCAGAGGUCACGAGACUAAAAGUCACUGACGUGGAUGAGCUGGGAUCUCCGAAUGCCAAUACCAAGUACUCGAUCGUCAAAGGCAACAAAGGUGGAGAGUUCGAUGUAACCACGGGGUCUGAUCAAAUGGAGGGAGUUAUCACGACUGCCAAGGAGCUGGAUUUUGAGAGCGUUCCUGUCUUUACUUUGUUGGUGGCGGUAACAAACGAGGCGCCGUUUUCUGGACCCGCUGCCGUCUCAACAGCCACGGUCACCGUGAGAGUGGUGGACAGGAACGAACCCCCCUUAUUCAGUCCCGCUGAGGUGCAUGUGAGCAUCUCGGAGGACGUGGAAGUAGGAACCUCUGUGAUCCAGCUCCGAGCCAAGGACCCAGACACAAGCAGGAAGCAGAACAUUAGAUAUGAACUACACAACGACACUGCCAGGUGGCUGAGCGCCGAAAAUGACACGGGAUUAGUCAAAGUUAAAAGCAGCAUGGACCGAGAAUCACGCUUUGUUCAAAACAACAAAUACACAAUUCUGAUUCUAGCUUAUGAUGACGAUGCUACUCCAGCUACAGGCACGGGCACUCUGGUCGUGACUUUGCUGGAUGUGAACGACAAUCACCCCGUGAUCAGACAGAGAAAAGCAAGUCUAUGCAACGAAAACCCUUCCCCUGCCCUCCUGGACAUCGUGGACCUGGAUGGACCUGGUCACGCUGGGCCCUUCACUGCGGAGCUUGUAGGAGGACACAAGAUGAACUGGACCGUUCAGACCAAUUCCACAAUUUCUUUUCCAGGUGACGUAGCAGCCCUGACCCCCAAAUGGGACUUGCCUCCUGGCGACUACAAUGUGCUGAUGCGCGUUUAUGACGUGGGCAUGUUACAUCGAGACACCACGUUGGAUGUGGAAGUGUGCCAGUGUCAGGGGGCAGUUUCCAGCUGCUUCAUCCCACGCUCUGCCCCACAGCGACGUAUUCCCUCUCUCGCAUCCUCACUUCUGGGGGGGAUUUUCAUUGUUCUGUUGCUGCUCCUGCUCCUUUUGUUUUUGCUGAGAAGGAGGAUGAGGGUGAUGAAGGAUGCUUCCCUUCUUGAAGAUUUACCCAGAGACAACAUCUUGUGCUACAACGAGGAGGGGGGAGGCGAGGAAGACCAGGGAUUCAACAUGAGCGCUCUCCACAGAAGACAGCAUGAACAUCCCGAAGUCUGCAGCGCUGACGUGUUUCCAGCCGUCCAGAGUCGCCCGGGUCAUGGCUUUCAGAUGCACGUCGACGAGGAGAUUGGCAAAUUCAUUGAGGAUAACCUGCGAGCUCUCAACAGUGACCCCACGGCUCCUCCUUACGACUGCGUCCUGGUGUUUGACUACGAAGGUGAAGGCUCUGAGGCGCGGUCGCUCAGCUCCAUCACCUCCUCAGACUCAGAUGAGGUGCAGGACUUUCACAGCUUAGUUCAGUGGGGACCACGCUUCAGCAGACUGGCAGACCUGUACACAGGGGGCAGAGAGGAGGAUGACGACAGUCACACACUGCCGGGAAGAACAGAGUGGGUGUGAUGAGCCUAUUUAUAGGUCCUCCGAUGGUCUGUGACCAUCUGCUCCAGAUCUUCAGAGUGCCGUGUGACCUCUUUCUGCUUCCCUCUUCGGUUUUUUUAGACUUUUUCAGGAAUCCACCUCAGAUAUUUAUGAAGAGACGAUCUCAAAAAUAAAACAUGUUCACGCAUCUUGUGUUUUGAUAUGUUUUAACUCGUUUGGUGUCAUAAUUUAGAUUAGUGGGUUCUGCCUUCUAUCAACCACACAGUUAUGCUGUUGUUUUAUUACUGUAUAAGCUUUUGCUUAAUAUUUGUAUGUCAUCAACCUGUCAUGGACAGAAGAGGAAAAGGAAUCAGUGUGGCCAAAUCUGACACAGUUACAUGACAGAAUUAAGUUCUCAUGUGGGGAAAAAAAAGUCUUAAAUUGAAAUAAAAAACACACUAACGCUGAUUAUUAUAUUGGUUUA